AUGAAGUGGAUUUACCCUCCUGUAAUUUAAUUAUAAAUCAUAAAAAAACAAAUGAAAAAAACUCAGAAAAAAACCGAGGUGAUAUAGAAAUAAUUUGGAUUUCCUCGAAAUAUGCGUGAAACCAAGUGCGCCCUAUUGCGAAGUGUUCACAUAUAAUGGGUGAUAAUUACCGGCGCUUCACUUUCGGACGGCAUUUUGAAUUUUGCAGAGUCUACAUCUUGUUCUAUAUCUUUUAUGAUGAAUAUUUUUUCUUAGGUUAAGAAUUUUAUCAGUUGGCUCUUAUCUUGUUAGUUGACCUUGUCUGAUCGUUGAUUGCUUCUUCAAGCCAAAGUUGUUCCGCCAAAGAGCCUUUUCUCCGUUAUACCGCCCACCAACUUCGUUUUUUUUUUCUCGCCAGUGGACAGAAUCGUUUCCCAGUCACUAUCUUUUCCCAUCGCUGACUUUUCAUGCUUUUUCUACUUCUCUCAACCUUCUUCGCCCUGUUCUUGUUUCACCACUUGUACUGGAAACGAAGGAACUUGCCGCCAGGUAAGUAAUUUUCUUUUCUCCCUUUUCGAGAUAUUCAUAUUGGACUUUUAAAUCCGGAAAAAACAGUCGUUUUGAAGAAAGCUACUCUUGUUUUUGAAAUUACGUGAUGACUAAAUUAAAAAAAAGAAAAAAAGAAACACUAAUCAACUGAUUUUUUUAUGAAAAUAUUUUUUUCAACCUAGUAAAGUAUUUUCUUUAUUUCAAAAAUUUCAGUUUUUUUAGUCUUUGAAAUCUUUAAUAUCAAUUUCCCUGCAGCCUUUAUUUUUUUGCCAAGAAAGUUUUCUAUGUCGUUCCGCUUCCCUAAUUUUUUGAUUGGAAACGAAAACUGGAAGGAGCAUUAGUGUUUGUUUUUCUACUUUUUUUCUCUUCUUUCACAAAAUAUAUUUCUUUGCGUCGGUAACUGUUCAAAUAGAGUUUUCUGUUGGGGGUCGCCCUCAAAAAAACUUCCAAACGUUCUUUUGGGAAAAUUUUUCAGAAAAGUGAGAAAAAAAUUUCAAAAAUACAAAGGAAAAAGUGAGCAAAUAAAGACAGACUACAAGGGGAGAAAAUUUUUUUUGAAAUUUCAAGUUCUCACUUUUUCGGUCUGGAGUCUAGAGUGCAAUUUUUCAACAGUUGAGCUUUUUCAACUAAUCAAUUAAAUAUUUUUCUGAGCUGGAGUUUAAAAAAAUUAUUAAAAAAAUUCAGGUCCAACUCCAAUCCCUUUCAUUGGCAACCUCAUUGAGGUCGCCAGAAAUGAACCCUGGCUACCAGGCUUUCACCAAUUGGCGCAAGCAAUAUGGACCAAUUUUCACCUAUUGGAUGGGUCUGAAAAGUAUUUUAAAAAAGUUUUAUAAUGCUUUUAUUUUAAGGUCCAUUUCCAUUUAUCGUAAUUUCCGAGUACGAACGUCUGAAGGAGACUUUUAUCAAAGAUCCGGACACUUAUACCGGCAAAUUCGUUGUGGAAGAAACGACGGACCUUUUUCGAGGUUGGAAAAUUUUUGGAAAUGUUAGAGAACUUCUAGUUGAGUCACAGCAGAUUUUCAGCUUUUCACAACGAUUUCAGACCUUUUCAAGUUUCUUAGAAAGCUUUUGUGAAGUAACUUUGAUAUAAAUUUUUUUGAAGUGGAUUUCGGAGUUGCAAAUUUGAACCUUUUUACAACAUUUGAAGUUUACAUUCAAAGUACGGCAUUUUUCGUUUUUGAGUUUUUUUAAAAUUUUCAAAGAAUCUCCCAUCAUUCGAAUGUAUAAAAAAAGAAGUGCCAUUCAAAUCAAUUUUUAACAACACAAGUUUUUUUUUCAAUAACUGUGUUUCACUACACUUGUUUACGUUCCGAAUCCAUUCUCUUCGUAUAAUUAUCAACUGAUAAGAAAGAAGAUUGACACUAAAAAGCGGUUAUCAUUAGCCAUAUCAGUGAUUUUAUUUUGCUUGCUGAUGAUAAUAAUUUUUGGCCAGUUGUAAAAGUACAAAUCGAACUUGAGAAUUGGAGAAACAUGUUCUAGAACGAAGAAUUCUUCGUAGAGUUUCAUGAAGAAAUUCAAAAAAUUUAAUGCUUUUUGAUCAAAAAUGAACGAACCAGGAGGAGUAUAUGGCGUUAUCGACACGACUGGCGAUACUUGGAGGGAACAUCGAAGGUUCAUUAUGCAUCAGUUGAGAGAUUUCGGCGUCGGAAGAGAUUUGAUGCAGUCAAAAGUGAAAGAAUCCUAAAAAUGAUACUCUAAGUUGAAAAUUUUAAGAUUUUAUUGGAAAUGUCGUUCCUCGCAAAAGACAUUGACAAUCGUCACGGCGACGAGGUCAAAGUUCAGGUAUCCGAAAAAAAUAUGGAAAAUCGUUAGAUUUUUUUCUGAAAUUUCGGGUCCAAACAAUCUAGAUAUCAGUUUAUAAGGAGAAUGAAAAAGACUCGAGUCGUUUUUUUUGGCAGUUUUACUUCAUAGUUUUUGAUAGAACUAAACAUUAGAGAUCUUAUAAGCUGUUUUUGAACGACCUUAAAAUUUUUUUAACUCGAAAAAAUAUAGUUUAAAAAAAUCAGCAAGGAAUGAACAUUUUUUUGACAGGAAAUGUUCGACAUUGCCGUUGGCAGUGUGAUCAACCAGUUUCUCUUCGGUUAUCGAUUCGAUGAGGUACAGGAAAACUUGGGGAUUCAUUCAACAUUUUUUUUUGAAGGAAAGAUUACCAGAAUUUCGGCAAUUGAAAGCGUUGGUAGCGCUUCAAAUGAAGAAGGCUAGUGAGCCAAAAGCCGCUUUCGCAUUGAGCUUUUCCUGGACCAAGUAUAUUUCGAUUGGAAAGGAGUUCAGAGAUUUGUUAGUUUAAACACUCUGAAGAGGAUGAUCGACAUUUUUACAGGCUCAUCAAUAAUCGAGACCAGUUUUGGGCAUUUUUCCAACGGCAGGUCGAUGAACACAAGAAAGAGAUUGAUUUUGAGCAAGACGAGAGCAAAGAUUACGUUGAAGCUUAUUUGAAAGAGCAGAGAAAGAGAAAGGCUCCGGUUGGCGAGAAGGAGAUUUUCAGGUUAGGAAAACUGUAAAAGUUAAAAAUUUCUCAUUGAACGUCUAGUUAAGCUACUCAGUACUUCUCCGAGGUUAUUUUUAAGUUUUAGAAUCCAUCUUCUGGGCCUUUAAAUUCAAUUUCCAAAAGAUUCCUGUCGUUUUUUUACCUAGAUUUUUGUUAUUAAAAUGCUCAAAAAACUGAGUUUUCAUUGAAAAAACCACGUUGAUCUAUCAAAUUGCAGUCAUUUUUCAGUAAUGAAAACUUGAUGAACAUUCUUUUGGAUCUUUGGUUUGCCGGACUUGAAACGACUUCCAACACUUUGACCUGGGCCAUUGCUUUUUCUUUUAAAUAAUCCCGAAGUUCAGGUAAAAAUUGAAUCAUUUUAUCAUGUUUUAAAAUCGAUUAAUUUCUUUAUUUUUCAGGAAGAAAUCCAUGA
Molecule: messenger RNA, 3428 nt
Organism: Caenorhabditis auriculariae
Lineage: Eukaryota; Metazoa; Nematoda; Chromadorea; Rhabditida; Rhabditidae
Source: the annotation of a GenBank genome assembly